AUGGCAGAUUUCGCUCAUCAUCAUGAUGGCCGAGUACUCCACGCAGGGCAUUCCCACGACAUGGAGGGCGUGGAUAUCUCAGAAGGUGACCCCGGCUUUGCCUUGCUUCUCACCCUGCUCGCCGGCUUGGCUACGACGGUCGGCGCAUCAAUUGCUUUCUGUGCCAACACAGAGGACAACCGCGUAUUCGCGAUUUGUCUGAGCCUGUCGGCUGGGGUGAUGGCAUAUGUGUCCUUCUCCGAGAUUCUGGAUAUGACGAAGCAGAGCUUCAAGGAGGCCAACCUCACAGAUAGGAGGCAGCCUGGCGAAAUUGUUAUAAGUGACGCCCCCGUGCCGCAAGCAGAUUCCGAAAAGCCUCUGCCCGACGUGUGCGGCAAGUCCGAGCGGUUGAACAUGUUGCAGAUGGCUGCAUUCUCAGGGAUUGCUGUCGCCUUGCACAACUUCCCCGAAGGCAUCGCAACCUUCAUUUCGACCAUGGGCGAUCCCAGCUUUGGACCAGCCAUGGCUUUCGCCAUUGCCAUGCACAACAUCCCCGAAGGGUUGGUUGUGGCAGCACCCAUCAAAAAGGCCACCGGCUCGAGGUGCAAGGCUUUUUCUUGGGCCUUCGCUUCCGGCCUCUCCGAACCACUAGGCGGGCUACUGGGAUGGCUAGUCCUCAAGGACAUACUCGGGCCCAUAACCUAUGGCAUCUUUUAUGGCCUUACGGCCGGGAUCAUGAUCCACGUCACCUUCAAGAAACUGCUGCCGACUGCCCUGAAGUACGACCCGGACAAUCGCUACACGUCCUACUCCUUCUUUAUCGGAAUGGCCAUUAUGGCUAUCUCCAUGAUAGCCUUCAGAAGCGUGGGGAAGUGCGGGUGUCUGGAUGACGUGUUGGAGUUUUCCUCUCGGUCGAUGUUUGCGAAUGUCAGUGCGCAGCUGUACUUGUGGCGCCCGGGUCUUUGCUGGCCGCUGGCACUCCGCCAUGAUUACUCGGGACCAUCGCCUGUACGUUUGGGGCCACCCCAGCAAUCGGAAGCUGGGCCAUGCUGGCUUCAACCACGAUGGCACCGAGGCCGGCGAAAAUCCGGCAGUUGGCGGCGGCAGGGCUUCGCAGAAGAACAAGGUCGACCACGCUUGGUUUUCGCAAUGCUGCACCGGCGGGUCAGGAGCGUAGGCUUGGGUGACGAGUGCACCGUCAUCGUCUCCGGCGACGGAGGCCGCGAGCACGAGGAGGAUCCGCUGAUGCCGGGCCUCGCCUCCGUGGCUCCAUCCGACAUGUCCAAGGCCUCCGGGAUGGAGUUUCCCCGGGACUUGCCGGACCUCGAGGCAUUGGAAACACCCGCGGAGAACAGCCGCGAGGAAGACGAAGAGGGCGUCUGCAUGCAAAAAGAGCAAGAAGCACCAGUUCCUCACGCCGUGGCUGUGCUGAAUUGCGGGGGAGCAGAGUUUCAAGGUGUCAUGGUUGCCGAAGGUUGCUCUGCUGCUUCGGCAUGCUUCUCUUUCACCCUGGAGUUGGGCUCCAUACGCGUGCCAAUCCAAAGCGAGCUCCGCAAAAGUGGUGCAGUGCCGGUAUUGGCUGACAGAAUCCUCCAGCAGAAGUAUAUCGAAGGGACGGCAACAGAAGAGCGUUUUCCAACCGAGAGUGCACUGGACUCGGUCCGUCGAUUAAGGAAAGAGCUGCCGCCGAAGCCCAUUGUAUGCAUCCUUGGCGGCACGGCCAUCUCGAAGCCGGAUACCCAGGAGACUGUUAAGGAAUUGGCCGAUGCUUUGAGUGCCAGAGUGGGUUCGCGAGCCGUCUUCAUGACCGGUGGCAUGGCAGGAGUCCAGAAGUCAUUCGCAGACAGCUGCCCUGAACACAUGCCGCUCUUUCACCUCACGCCUUUUGGUGAAAAGAGCAACUUCGACAUGGGCCAGGAUGUCCAUGCAGGUGUUUCCUUGGCGGAAAGAAAGGACGUGUACGGUUUGCUUGGUGAUCUGUACAUCACGAUCGAGGGCGGGCCGGGCGUCGCUGGAGAAGCCAAGGCUGCCGCUGAGCGCGGCGCAGCUGUGAUACCUCUGAUUCGCAGCGGGGGCGCCAGUGCAGGGAUGUUCGACUUCCCGACAGCAGCCCUGAACAAGCCUGUUUGGGCUCUUGAACCACAGUGGGCUCUUCUGUCGAAGGAGGAAGCCGCAAACAAGGAGGUUGCGACUGCCAUGGUUUUGCUCGUGGAGUGCUAUUUGCAGGAUCUUCACAGCAGAGGAGGGCGAAACAACUCUACUACUCCCUGGUCGCCGUCGCUGGUGCAAUGA
Messenger RNA from Symbiodinium sp. CCMP2456, 2271 nucleotides. Lineage: Eukaryota; Dinophyceae; Suessiales; Symbiodiniaceae. The record is from the annotation of a GenBank genome assembly.